AUGAACGUAUUUGCCAAUUGUGUAAUAUCCGAGCCAUGUGAUUCAGGAUUUGAGAUUGCUAAAGAUGCAGAAUACAACCCCAAUAUUACAGUGCCUGAUUUACCAGAGGACUGCAGUCAGGAAGACUUUGAAACCAAGCCUAUACCAGUACAACUUUACAGAAACACAAGUUACCCAUUGUCUUAUGUGGAAAGCGUACAAACACAGCCAGAAAUUGUCAAGAUUGAUGCACAGCAAAGUUCACUAAAAAAGCCAGACAUUGGCAAUGUAAACACACCGCAAAGUUCACUAAAGCAGCCAGACAUUGGCAAUGUAAACACACAACAAAGUUCACUAAAACAGCCGGACAUUGGCAAUGUAAACACACAGCAAAAUUUAGUAACACAGCCAGACAUUGGCAACCUGGAUACACAGCAAAGUUCAGUUACACAGCCAUACAUAGUUAACAUGGAUACACAGCAAAGUUCAGUUACACAGCCAUACAUAAUUAAUCUGAAUACACAGCAGAGCUUACAAACACAGCCAGAAAUUGCCAACAUGAAUACGCAGCAAAGUUUGAUUACACAGCCAGAUAUAGCCAACAUGAAUACACAGCAGAGUCUAUUUACCCAGCUGAACUUUGCCAAUAGGCUAACACAACAAUGUUUACUGACACAGCUGGAUGUUGCCAGUUGGCUAACACAGGAAAGUUUACAAAUAGACAUCUCCACCAACACUCCAAAGCAAUGUUCACCAACACAGGCAGAAGUUGGCACUGAAAGUACACAGCAAAAAUUACUUGCACAACUUAAAAAUGCCAACAAGCUAACAGAGACAUGUUUAUUAACACAUCUGAACAUUGCCAACAGAUUUACGCAGCAAAUGUUACCAGCACAGCUGGACAGUGUCAACAAGAGAAUGGAACAAGGUUUACCAUUGGUGUUACUAUCCCCACCAAAUAGCCAAUCAUGUGUAGUUCCUUCUAACCCAAACACCAAUGCAGCACUAGAAGUAGAUAAGUUGGCUUCAGCUUCAACAAAGUUGGAUGAUAUCAAGGAAGAAGGAAAUAUACAGUUAAAUGAGAAUCCUACUGAGAGUAAAAGGGAAGACAUUGACAUACAUUUUACUGGUGUGAAGGAUUGUGACAAGGAAGUUUAUGAUAAAUGUGCCGUCGACAGUGAUAAGAACAGCCCAGCAAGUGAACUCUCUUCACUUACAGAUAAUAAUACCCAAAGUGAGGCUAUGGAGGCCAGCCAAGCAAGUGAACUCCCUUCACUUACAGAUAGUAAUACCCAAAGUGAGUCUAUGGAGGACAGUUCAGCGAGUGAAAUCUUAACGCUUACGGAUAACAAUAUCCAAAGUGAGGCUAUGGAGGCCAGCCAAGCAAGUGAACUCCCUUCACUUACAGAUAAUAAUACCCAAAGUGAGGCUAUGGAGGACAGUUCAGCGAGUGAAAUCUUAACGCUUACUGAUAACAAUAUCCAAAGUGAGGCUAUGCAGGACAGUUCAGCGACUGAACUCCCAUCAGACAAACCUAACUUGUAUAAUGACUGUGUGAAUAUCAAGAUGGUAUGUGUGGUUCUGAUCUUACGUGACUGCAGUGUGAUGAAUCUUAUAAAAUGA
Messenger RNA from Mizuhopecten yessoensis (Yesso scallop), 1602 nucleotides. Its product is annotated as protein PF14_0175-like. Bases 1 to 1602 code for a protein of 533 amino acids. The transcript is spliced from 3 exons. The record is from RefSeq and is a predicted model, not a curated record. Lineage: Eukaryota; Metazoa; Mollusca; Bivalvia; Pectinida; Pectinidae.